AUGGAGCCAGAUUCGAAUAUCAAGGAACAAGUUCAAGAGGGCAGCAUAGAGCCGAACAAGCGGCCAAAGACGACCAAAGAUGAGCAGGAUACUGAAGUAGCUAUGGAUAGUGACAUUUCCACUAGCAUUUUGGAUGCAGAAGCUAGCCCUGCGAUGGUUCAGUGUAGCGAUACCCCUCCCCUAGACCCAAAGAGCUCUGUCCCAACUUCGCAACCUGCGUAUGGCUCUGAUGCUACUGUGGACCGCCAAUCUUAUCGUUCUAACGGCGACUGCCCAGAUGAGAGUGCUCCAGGGAAUAGUACCAAUGAAAGUGAUUUACAAGAUGGCCCGGGUGAGGGUGCUCUAGAGAACGGUACCAAUCGAAGUGAUUCACAAGAUGACACCGAUAGAAGCGAUUCACAAAACGGCUCCGAUGAUAAUGCUUCGCAAGAUGACUCCGAUGAUAGUGCUUCACAAGAUGACUUCAAUGAUAGCGAUUCACAAGACGGCCCGGGUGAGAGUACUCCAGGGAACGGUACCGAUGGAAGUGACUCUCGGGAUGACUCCAAUGAUAGUGCUUCACAAGAUGACUUCGAUGGAAGUGAUCCACAAGACAGCCCGGAUAAGAGCACUCCAAGGCACGGCCACAGCGAUGCUACAGACCGCCAAUCUCGUUAUCCGGAGGAUGACUUGUUGCCAGAUAAUGAGGACGAUGAUAGUUCGGUUUUAAGCAUUUCUAAGGACGACUUCUUGAAACAAUCGGUCAAUAAUAACUUUGAGGAUAAUGAGGACGAUAAUGAUUCAUCAUUAGUAUUUCUAAGGACGACUUCUUGA
This is a messenger RNA of Arthroderma uncinatum, 813 nucleotides long. RefSeq lists its product as uncharacterized. Bases 1 to 813 code for a protein of 270 amino acids. The transcript has a single exon. The record is from RefSeq and is a predicted model, not a curated record. Lineage: Eukaryota; Fungi; Ascomycota; Eurotiomycetes; Onygenales; Arthrodermataceae.